Molecule: messenger RNA, 1777 nt
Organism: Ceratotherium simum simum (southern white rhinoceros)
Lineage: Eukaryota; Metazoa; Chordata; Mammalia; Perissodactyla; Rhinocerotidae
Product: interferon-induced protein with tetratricopeptide repeats 5
Biological process (GO): defense response to virus
Cellular component (GO): cytosol
Molecular function (GO): protein binding; RNA binding
Source: RefSeq, a predicted model, not a curated record
CCGGCGCACACGCGCACACGGCGGAGCGCGCCGCCGCCGCGGGCAGCCCGGGCUCCCCGUCCUGAGGAGAAAGCUCGCGGGGACUGCGGCCUCCCAGGACGGGCCGCAAGCCCAGCCGCCAUGAGUGAAAUUCAUGAGGACUCCUUGAAGGCCAUUCUGUUGGAGUUAGAAUGUCACUUUACAUGGAAUUUACUUAAAGAAGACAUUGAUCUGUGUGAAGUGGAAGACACAAUUGGGCAACAGCUUAAAUUUCUUACCACAAAAUCCAGACUUACUCUUUAUAACCUAUUGGCCUAUGUGAAACACCUAAAAGGCCAAAAUAAAGAUGCCCUAGAGUGCUUGGAACAAGCAGAAGAAAUAAUCCAGCAAGAACACUCAGACAAAGAAGAAGUACGAAGUCUGGUCACUUGGGGAAACUAUGCCUGGGUGUAUUAUCACAUGGACCAGCUUAAAGAAGCUCAGAUGUAUAUAGACAGGGUAGGGACUGUCUGCAAGAAAUUGUCCAGUCCUUCCAACUACAAAUUGGAGUGUCCUGAGAUUGACUGUGAGAAAGGGUGGGCGCUCUUGAAAUUUGGAGGAAAGUAUUUCCAAAAGGCUAAAGCAGCUUUUGAGAAGGCUCUGGAAGCGGAACCUGACAAUCCAGAAUUUAACAUUGGCUAUGCCAUCACGGUGUAUCGGCUGGAUGAUUCUGACAGAGAAGGGUCUGUAAAGAGCUUUUCUCUGGGCCCUCUGAGGAAGGCUGUUACUCUGAACCCAGACAACACCUACAUUAAAGUUUUUCUGGCACUGAAGCUUCAAGAUGUACAUGCAGAAGCUGAAGGGGAAAAGUAUAUUGAAGAAAUCCUGGACCAGAUAUCAUCCCAACCUUAUGUCCUUCGUUAUGCAGCCAAAUUCUACAGGAGAAAAAAUUCCUGGGACAAAGCUCUUGAACUUUUGAAAAAGGCCUUGGAGGCGACACCAACCUCUUCUUUCCUGCAUCACCAAAUGGGACUUUGCUAUAGGGCACAAAUGGUCCACAUCAAGAAGGCCGCUCGCAACAGACCUAGAGGAAGGGAUAAACUGAAAGUUGAUGAGCUGAUUACAUCUGCCAUAUCUCAUUUUGAAAUAGCUGUGGAGCGAGACUCUAUGUUUGCGUUUGCCUACACGGACCUGGCCAACAUGUAUGCUGAGGGAGGUCAGUAUAACAAAGCUGAAGAGAUUUUCCAGAAAGCCCUUCGUCUGGAGAACAUAACUGAUGAUCACAAACAUCAGAUCCACUACCAGUAUGGCCGCUUUCAGGAAUUUCACCGUAAAUCAGAAAAUACUGCCAUCCACCAUUAUUUAGAAGCCUUAAAAGUCAAAGACAGGUCAUCGCUACGCACCAAACUGACAAGUGCUCUGAAGAAAUUGGCUGCCAAGAGACUUGGUCACAAUGCUUCAGAUGUGCAGAGUUUAAGUGCCCUAGGGUUUGUUUACAAGCUGGAGGGAGAAAAGAGGCAAGCUGCUGAGUACUAUGAGAGGGCCCAAAAGAUAGAUCCAGAAAAUGCAGAAUUCCUUACUGCUCUCUGUGAGCUUCGACUUUCCAUUUAAAUACAUACUCUAGGAAAUUAAUGGUAAGCUUUUCUCUCCAUUUGAGUUCUUAUAUUUUUGUUUAUUGUUUUAAUCCAUUGUUCAUUGUAGAGCCAAUAUUAUUGAAUGGUCAUUAUGCACCAGGCAUUAUGCUAAAUACUUUAUAUACAUUAUUAUGGAUCUUUUGCUAUUUUCUAUUUUAAUUAAAAUAUUGUAAUCCAUUGAGAAA